This is a messenger RNA of Toxotes jaculatrix (banded archerfish), 2843 nucleotides long. It is a transcript of the gene ptger4b, whose product is annotated as prostaglandin E receptor 4 (subtype EP4) b. Gene Ontology annotation, molecular function: prostaglandin E receptor activity. Bases 393 to 1748 code for a protein of 451 amino acids. The transcript is spliced from 2 exons. NCBI's taxonomy places the organism in Eukaryota, Metazoa, Chordata, Actinopteri, Toxotidae. Gene Ontology annotation, cellular component: plasma membrane. The record is from RefSeq and is a predicted model, not a curated record. Gene Ontology annotation, biological process: inflammatory response; adenylate cyclase-activating G protein-coupled receptor signaling pathway; cellular response to prostaglandin E stimulus.
CGAGUGCGCUUCUGCUGCAUGUGGCGCUUGGCUGAGCAAACAACUCACUGUCUACGCGAAAGGCGGAGGAGGAGCUGGCGUCAGUGGCUCAAGAAGAAACUUCCCUGUCAGUUGUGAGUGUGAUAACAAUGUGAGGAGCAGCUCGUGGUCUGUGCGCAUCAUUUGCAAAUCCAAACCUUCCGAGUAAAGAUCUCCCGUGGAUUCCUCUUGUUUUCAUUAACUUGGCAAUAUGUGGAAUUUUGUUUCUGUGCCAAGAAGAGACGUUUGGAUAGAAUGGAUUUGUUUAUUAUCGGAGAACUUGGGGUCCGCGCAUUAAUGGAAAGUGUCACUACUUAGGAAGUGAGAGGAGAAUCAUCUCGUAGUGUGAACCAGUGAAAGACGUCCCUGCAGGCAUGAACACCACCGCAGAAACGAGAUUUCAACCCCCCACCAUCCCAGCCAUAAUGUUCAUUUUCGGGGUGGUGGGAAAUGUCAUCGCCAUCGUGGUCCUGCGAAUAUCACGAAAGGAACAAAAGGAGACGACUUUUUACACGCUUGUGUGUGGCCUGGCUGUGACGGACCUCCUGGGCACCCUGCUGGCCAGCCCCGUCACCAUCGCCACCUACAUGAAGGGCUCCUGGCCGGGAGGUGAGCCACUGUGCCAGUACUCCGGCUUCAUCCUGCUCUUCUUCUUCUUGGUCCAGCUCAGCAUUGUGUUUGCAAUGUCCGUGGAGAGAUACUUGGCAAUAAACCAUGCAUAUUUCUACAACGAGUACGUCAACCAAAAACUCGCUGCGCUGGCUCUUGUGGCCAUUUACAUCCUCAGCACUGUGUUUUGCGCGCUGCCCAGCCUGGGGCUCGGCCAGGUGAAGCGCCAGAAACCCGGGACAUGGUGCUUCAUCGACUGGAAGAACAACAACACGACAGUCGCGACUUUUAAUUUGAUGUACGCUGGCGUGAAUUCGGCUCUCGUACUGGCCACUGUCAUAUGCAACGUGAUGGUGUGCGGGGCACUGAUCCUGAUGCAUAAGAGGUUCAUCCGCCGCACGUCUCUGGGCACAGACCAGCGGCGCCUCGCGGAGCUCCGGCGGAGACGGAGUUUCGGACGAUUAGCUGGAGCAGAGAUCCAGAUGGUGAUCCUGCUCAUAGCUACCUCCGCUGUGGUUCUCAUCUGCUCCAUCCCUUUAGUGUUGAGGAUCUUCGUGAACCAGCUGUACAGAAACCAGACAGAGGAGCCUUUAGGACUGAAUAAAGACCUGCUGGCCAUCCGCAUGGCCUCAGUCAACCCCAUCCUAGACCCUUGGAUCUACAUCCUGCUCAGAAAGACAGUGGUCCUCAAGCUAAUGGAGAAAAUCAAGUGUCUGUUCUGCAAAAUGGGCGGGAGGGGACGGAGGGACGGCGGGCAGUUCCGCUGUGCCGAAGGCCGGCUCUCCUCCUCCAUAGUCUCCCGGGAUUCGCCGUCACUGGUGUCGCGUGAGCUGCGGGAAAUGGUGAGCACCUCGCAGACCUUUCUAUACCCGUCUGAGGGAAACACCAGGAGGUCUGGGUCAUUUCAAGCAGGGACACAGGUCGGCUCCAGUCCACCUGCUGUACAAACAUUACAGGGCCACCAGGAGGUUGAGGGGCCUCAGAGGGGGAUUUCGCAGAGUGAUUUAGAGGACACAGCGCCAGGCAGGCCACGGAAAGAACUUUCAAUGGACCUCAAGGACCCUGCUUUACAUGUGACCUUCACAGACGAGACUGCAAACAUUCAGGAGAAAUGCAUAUAAUGGUCAGCAUGAGCUCAGCAAGCAUUCAUCACUGUAAUGGGACUGUCUCGGGACAGAAGAUAGGAACUAAUGAGAGCACUGCAAAGACAUGAUAAACUUGGAAAAGCUUCUGAAGACUGAAUAAUCAUCCAUCAAUCUGUAGAUAUCUAGUGGACUGCUAAUGACAUUUGACAAAUUUAUUACUGAACUAAACACCUAUUAUUAUUAUGUAUUACUCCUCAGUCAUAGCUUACCACUGACACCAUAUCACUAAAUACACUUCAACACCGUCACAAUAGCUAUAUCAACAAAACCACAGAGAACAACACAGCGUUGUAGAGGAGCUCUUUUGUUGCACUUUUUGAAUUCUAAAACCACUGCUAGGCUGUUAGUAAUGUUUGUUUUGUAGCAUUUCGACAACCUGCACAAUGACUGUAAAGAAUUAAUGUUAAAAUGUGAACAGUGUUCCAUGUUGUUAAUUUAUUCUAAGUAUGAAAUUAUACGUUAUUGUCUUCUCUGUGAGAAGGUCCAGAUAGUUUGUAGUCGUUGGUACAAGAAGAAUAUGCUCAUAGUUGUUUUUUGUUUGUUUUUUUGGUAUAUAGGAGCAUUUGUAAACAAUUUGGUCAGACUUGGUUGUACCAUCCCCUGUAUUUUGUAACAAAAGGCAGCUAUACUGUGGCUUUUUCACAGCUCAGAUACUGGAGGAUGUUACGAGGCCUCCUUAAGUAAUGUGUUUAAGUAAUUGUUAAUUUACUUUGUUCAGCCCAUUUACUUUAUGAGGAUUAAUCCAACUUCAUUAUAGUUUUAUCUUAAUGUAAUGUGCAAAGCCUCUCAUUUAAUCAGCCUUUACUGGGGAGUUAACAAGGGGAAUAGAAACUGAAGACAUUGAGCUUCUUUUUGGGUUUUGCCUUUUCUUACAACAGAGUUCCUGGUUUAACACGACACUCAUGCUACUGCUGCUAUAAAGAUGGAUAUGAAUAGUAAAAACAUGUCUAUAUUUCAGUUUUUCUGUUUUUUUUUUUUUUUUUGUAGAAACAUCAAAUUUACCAAAAAAUGUUGACUCUGUUGUGAACAAACUAAUGUACCAAACUCAUAAAUAAACUGAAAAUAAAAGUU